AUGUUUAAACGAAGCUCAAAUAGAUACUCGACGCCGAUCGGCAGCUAUAUUAGUCUGCCGCGCGGCGGUUAUAUAGUGAAGAGUCGCCUUGGAAAUAUACAGUUUGGCGUGCCACCAGAGACCAUCAAGGAUUCAAUGGCAAUGAAGUUGGACGUGCCCACGAUCUACGUGUUCCCAGAGGACUUGUGGGACCGCCGCACGGGCAUCAACGCCGCCGAGGCCGAGUUCCCCGCCUACUUCAACUUCUUCAUACUCAAGCGCAAGGUGCUGUUUGUGUGCACGCCCGAGCAGGAGAAGCGCAUUCGCAUCGUCUUCCAGGAGACGCUACUCGGUCCCGUCGACUUCAACCAGAACAAGGACCAUCAUCUGAACCACGACUUCUUGCAGGAGUUCCACAGCACCUAUCCCAAGGAGGAGAUACCCGACAUUGAGCGCGAGUGCAAGUAUCUCAGGACGUUCCAGAGCGUCGACGAGCUGUUUGACUUUGCCCUGUUUGACGAGGCCGGCGUCGCGCGUCUGCCGCAGCAAGUUGAGGUGCACUACAAGAUGGAGGAGGGCACGUUUCAGGUGGUCAACAAGGCGCGCAAUGAUGGCGAGCAGGAUGAAAUAGUGUCUUGUCUGCCGUCCAAGAUCGCAUUCCCCGAUCCCAUCCACUCAAUCUCUGCGAGCAACGAUGUAUUCGAGCCGCCCACAUUCGGAAUCACCAUCAUUGGUUCAUCACAUGGAUUCGAUCCCAAGAAGUCAACAACAGGCUUUGUCCUUUGGGUCAACAAGAGAGGCAUUAUGGUCGAUCCUCCAUUGCACUCGAGUAGCUUCUUGCAGAGUCAGGGAGUGCCAACUAGACGCGUGGACUAUAUCAUUCUGACACAUUGCCAUGCCGAUCAUGACUCGGGAACGUUUCAAAAGCUGUUGGAGGAGUAUCAGAUAACGGUUGUUACCACACCAACCAUCCUCAACUCAUUCCUCAGGAAGUAUAGCGCGUUGUCCAAUCUCAGUCAAGACAUGCUGCGACGACUCUUCAUAUUUAGACCAGUAAUCAUUGGAGAGCCCAUGAAUAUAGCGGGAGCGGAACUAAAGUUUUUCUACACCAUCCAUACGAUACCAACCAUCUCCUUUGAAGUAUUCUUUGGAGGCAAGAGCAUAUACUACUCUGGCGAUACAUGCUUCGAUCCAACAAGAAUCAAGGAGAUGAACUGUAAGAAUAUAAUGAACUCGACGAGGAUGAACUUCUUCUUGAAGCCCUGGAACCAUACGAUAGUAUUGCACGAGGCGGGUGUCCCGCCAAUUCACACGCCGGUAACAGUGCUGGCAUCACUUCCAUGCGAGAUAAAGACUCGACUCUAUCUCGUCCACAUUUCCGAGCAAUCACUUCCCGCCGACAGUGGUCUGAAGAUUGCGCACGAGGGCGUCCGUCACACGCUGCGGCUCGACGUCGAGAAGCACAUGCACUCAGAGGCCGUCGACAUUCUCAAGCUUAUGGAAUCGGUGGACAUCUUCCGCUCGAUCCCUCUGUCACAGGCGGCAGAGAUUCUUCGAACGGCCACGCGCAAGACCUAUCCACAGGGCAGCGUUAUCAUUGCACAGGACUCUGAGCCCGAUGCAUUCUUUGUCGUGGCUUCUGGCAUUGUCAAGGUAUCCGUUGGCGACCUCGAGAAGAACCUUAUCGCUGGCGAUUACUUUGGAGAAAUGUCACUGAUCAUGGGAGGUAGACGGUCGGCCAAAGUAUCAGCAGUAACAGAUGUUGGAGUAUUAGUGUUUAGCAAGGAGGACUUCCUAUCGAUAACAAGGAACAGCACAGAAUCAAUCAACUUUGUAACCAAACUCUGGGAGAUGAGGAAUGAGAAGUCAUGGGAGACCAUCAACCUCAACAGUGUACUCAGCAGAUGUACAAACUCACAGAAGACGGCGCUUCAAUCAAUCCUACACAGGGACCAGAUCAAUGAGAAUGAAUGUCUGUGGAAGCAGGGAGAUACGGCAGAGUAUGGAUGUUUGGUUGCCGAUGGUUCAUUCAUAUUCAAGGAGCAGGACUCACUGGAGAGCUUCACAAAUGGCUCAUUCCUUGGUGAUGUCAAUGCAAUGACCAACGAACCUCCUCUUGUCCACAGGACAACAGUGAUCGCCCAGAAGAAUAGUGUAAUAUACAAAGUAUACUCGAGUGACUUGAACAAGUACUUCCAACACAAUCCUGGCCUGCACAUGGCAUUCCUGGACACAUUGUUUAUCGAUGCCAUUAGAGACCAACCAAUGAACCUUCUUUUGAAUGGCAAGUUGACCUAUUAG
Molecule: messenger RNA, 2280 nt
Organism: Acytostelium subglobosum LB1
Lineage: Eukaryota; Evosea; Eumycetozoa; Acytosteliales; Acytosteliaceae
Exons: 6
Coding region: 1-2280 (759 amino acids)
Cellular component (GO): cytosol
Molecular function (GO): 3',5'-cyclic-GMP phosphodiesterase activity
Source: RefSeq, a predicted model, not a curated record